Messenger RNA from Halichondria panicea, 1260 nucleotides. RefSeq lists its product as uncharacterized. The coding region runs from base 40 to 1104 and encodes 354 amino acids. The transcript has a single exon. The record is from RefSeq and is a predicted model, not a curated record. Lineage: Eukaryota; Metazoa; Porifera; Demospongiae; Suberitida; Halichondriidae.
ACUGAGCCUGUUGCUCCUUAUACUAUACUAGAUUUGCAUAUGAUUAUGAGCUCCUUUAGCAAAGCAUUUGCCAAGUCUGCCAGUGCAGUUAGUGGCUCUUCCAAAGCUAGUGCUGCUAAGAAGCAAGCUUCAGAGAUGUGUUUAGCUCAAGUUGAGAAAAAGUUGAGAAAGCAUAAACUGUACCGAGACCUAGGGGGACAAGAAUUACGAGAGGAAGCUGAGAAAUUAACGUAUGUGGACAAAAUCUUUGAACAUUUCAGCCAUCUUGUGGAAGAGGAGCUGAUCCAGCAGGUGGAAACGCUAAAUGAUCAGGAUGGUGAAUUGGUGAAUUCUAUUGAAUUAAGAGAGGCAAAGACACUGCAAGAAAAACGAUUAAUCACCACUUCUUGCAUUCCUCUGAAGAUAAUAUUUCGUGAUAUAAAAUCGAAUCAAAAAGCUCAACGUGUGCUUGAAUCCUUUGCGGACAUUUUCAAGCUCGACUACGGUGCGAAGCAUGUUUCUCUGACUGUUGGUGACAUAGUGCUAGAAUGGGGCAAAGAGAGCUUGGUGGUUCCAUAUUGGGCGUCUCAACAAAAAGAAAGAUCAGUCAAGUCCGAUGCACGUGACAUCACUGCUCUUAGUCCUCACAAUGCUGAAGCAACAACACUUGAUGUGGAUUCACAUUUACUGCCAAUUGAAAAAGAGGUGGAGCACUUGUUCUAUCGUACCAGCGAUAAGCGUGAAGUGUUUCAAAGACUGGCCAAAGUUAUCUCACAAUACAACACAAAGUAUCACUACGACGUUCUCAAACGCAACUGCCAGGCAUUUGUUAUUGAUGCACUCAAGGCUGUAGGCAUUUCCGAUAAGGUACCCAUUAAGGUCAAAGAAACUGAACGUAUGCAAUAUCUUGGACUCAAAAAAUCAGGUGAGAUUCCAGACAGUUUUGCUACACAUGAAGAGCUCGAUAUUUUCAUCUGGGAAAAGAGUCAAACAUGGUUGGAUGAGCUGGAUCCUGAAAGCUUGGAGUAUCUACAGUUGGUCUACUCGCAGUUCCAUGGUGAUAAUAAUAGUGGUUGUCAUUUUACUGACUGUCAUUUGUAUAUGAUCACUCCCGAGGUUUUAUAGUGUUCUUUGAAUACGAACAGAUCUACUAUGUACUUUUUAAGUUUAGAAGAACACCAAGUGGAUUUAUUAACAUCUGUUGUUGUCUAUAAUUAUGUUUGCAUGAUGAUGUUUAAAUUAAUGUUCUGUGUAUAUUACGAUCAAUGUGUGAUGAUACUU